Meloidogyne enterolobii is the source of this 1383-nucleotide messenger RNA. NCBI's taxonomy places the organism in Eukaryota, Metazoa, Nematoda, Chromadorea, Rhabditida, Meloidogynidae. The record is from the annotation of a GenBank genome assembly.
UAUACAUACUUAAUGUUUUUUAAAAUUAUUUUAAGUAAUAUUAAAUGUAUCUAUUUUCAAUUAAUUUCAUAUAUUUUACAGGCCAACUUUUCUAAUUUAUAUUUUAGAAAAAUUAUUUUACAAGAAUGAGCGAGGUUCGAAAAAUUAUUGAGGGGAUUAAAUAUUGUUUGGAGGAAGGUCAAUCGUAUCAAUUAACUUCAAUUAGAAGCGGCAAUGUGCCUGCUGACAUCAACAAUAGGAAGUCUGUAAAAGUAAACCUUCCACAAGAGAAUCUGCUUGAUGUGUUCAAAUUUCUUGAUUUUGAUCAAUUAUUGUCUUUCCAACAAACAAGUUUUUAUUUCAAAAAUAUUGUUGAUAAAUAUGGAAAGGAAUUGGCUAGGAAGAAAUUUAAGUGGCUUGGAUUUUGUAGUAUUUCUGACCUUAAAUGGGGGGAAAAUAAUUUUGUUGAAAUACCUCCUCAUCUUUAUGAUUUUAAAUUAAGUAAAAGACUUGAACAAAAGUGGAUACGUGGAAUAGAAAAUGGAAUUUCAACGUUUUUAACAUCAGUUGAGUAUGGAUAUGGAAACAUAGACACAGUUGUUUGUGAAUUGAAAGAAGAUACUUACGGGUGGAACAGAGGAUUAUAUUAUAUAAAAUUGCCAAAGCUUCCAAAAAAUCUAGAGGAAAUGGCUAUUGCUCGUUAUUUAUUCAAACUAAUUUUUAAUUGUGCUUUCGAAUAUUAUGAAAAUCAUGAUAUGAUUCGAAUUAAUCCACAAAUGAUUGACUUAUUGUUUGACUAUGAUAAUGAAACAACAAAUUUUCCUUUACAAAUACAUUUACAAGGGGCAGAACUUACUCUUCGUUGCCAUACUUCUUUAUAUUUUAUGUGGAAUUUUCUAGUUUCUAAUUAUUGUGGUGUUUAUAUUAAUUUCAUUAAUGAAGAAAGAAGUAUGGACAUUUUAUGCAAAAUUUUGACAGAAGGAGGAAAUAAAUUUUUGAAUAUUACUUUUUAUCAACUUCACUCUACUCUUUACAAUUUUAUUAUAAAGCAUAUAGAAACGUCGCAAGAAAUUACAAAAAUGGUGAAAGAAAUUGAAUUGCAAAAUAUCUCUGGACCGCGAAUUUCAAGUGAAAGAGCAGAAAAUAUUAAAGUCGAAAUUAAUGAAAAACUGAAAUUUACAACCUUUCAACUUGUCAAUAAACACAAUUCAAAAAUUAAAUUUUCUGUGUCAAUUAAAGAAGAUGAAGACCAGUCUGCUCAUGUGGAAGGUGGUAAUCGUGUGUUAACACGUGAGGCUAUAAUUAAAAGAAUUGAUUGAGAUAAUUUUGUUUGUAGACUUAUUGCUAGGUUUGUGGUAAUUUAAUUUAUUUUUCCAUUUAUUAAAAAUUUUUUGAGUACUUUUC